UUUGGAAAGAUGCAAGAUGCAGCAGCUGCUGCUGCUUCCCCGGUGGGGUCUGUGCAGGGGGAGAGCCCGUCAUUAAACGGGGGAGACUUUCUCCGGCUGGAAGCAGCCCCCCGAGGGCAGCCCUGGGCUCUGCGGACACCGCCCCCUGAGCUGGAGACAGCAGCAGGUGAUGCCGGGAUGGCGAGUGAGAAUGGGGAGGAGAAGCCCCAGCAGGAAGAUGCUGAUCCAGGAGAGCCUCGCGGGACGUUCGCAGGGAGAUGCAAAAGGGACGUUUGCUGUGGUUGGCCACCGACCAAAGCCUGUGAGAGUCAGCGCAGGGCAGAGGAAAGUGUCAGGAGCUGCUCACACCUUAUGAGACGUCGGCGCAUCCUCACGGGCGAGAGAACCUACCCAUGCUCUGAGUGUGGGAAAAGCUUCAGCCAGAGCUCCUCGCUUAUUAGACACCAGAGAAUCCACACAGGAGAGACCCCAUUCGCGUGCGCCGAGUGCGGGAAACGCUUUAGCCAGCGCUCAUCCCUGGUCACCCACCAGAGAAUCCACACCGGCGAGACACCCUACACCUGCGCCGAGUGCGGGAAAAGCUUCCGGCGGAGCUCAAACCUGAUCACGCACCAGAGAAUCCACACCGGCGAGACGCCCUACACCUGUGCUGAGUGCGGGAAAAGCUUCCGGCAGAGCUCAAACCUCAUCACGCAUUGGAGGAUCCACACUGGGGAGACACCCUACACCUGCCCCGAGUGCGGGAAACGCUUCAGUCAGAGCUCGACCUUCAUUCGACAUCAGACCAUCCACACCGGGGAGACACCCUACGCCUGCUCCGAGUGCGGGAAAAGCUUCAAUCGGUGCUCUGCCUUGAUCACGCACCGGAGGAUCCACACGGGAGAGAUGCCCUACGCCUGCACCGAGUGCGGGAAACGCUUCAGUCUGAGCUCGACCCUCAUUGCGCAUCGGAGGAUCCACACGGGAGACACACCCUACACCUGCACCGAGUGCGGGAAAAGCUUCCGGCAGAGCUCAAACCUGAACACCCACCGGAGAAUCCACACCGGGGAGACGCCUUACGCCUGCGCCGAGUGCGGGAAAUGCUUCAGUCAGAGAUCCACCUUUAUUAGACAUCGGCGCGUCCACACGGGGGAGACGCCAUACACGUGCUCUGAGUGCGGGAAAAGCUUCAGCCAGAGCUCCACCCUCAUCACACAUUGGAAAAUCCACAUGGAAGAGGCCCCCUACGCAUGCUCCGAGUGUGGGAAACGUUUUAGCCACAGUUCUGCCCUUAUUAGACAUCUGAGGAUCCACACCGGGGAGACCCCUUACCCAUGCUCCGAGUGCGGGAAACGUUUUAGCCACAGCUCUGCCUUGACCACGCACUGGAGGAUCCACACGGGAGAGACGCCCUACAAAUGCUCCGAGUGCGGGAAAAGCUUCCGGCGGAGCUCCGGCCUCCGCACCCAUUGGAGGAUCCACACCGGCGAGACGCCCUACACGUGCUCCGAGUGCGGGAAAAGCUUCAGCCACAGCUCCACCCUGACCACCCACCGGAGAAUCCACACCGGGGAAACGCCCUACGCCUGCGCCGAGUGCGGGAAACGCUUCCGGCAGAGAUCCAGUCUCAUCACGCACCGGAGGAUUCACACCGGAGAGAUGCCCUACGCCUGCUCCGAGUGCGGGAAAAGCUUCCGGCAGAGCUCAAACCUUAUAGCUCACCAGAGAAUCCACAUGGGGGAGACACGCUGAACGUGCUCUGAGUGCGGGAAAAACGUCAGUCACGGCUCAUCCUUCGUUAGGCACCGGAGAAUCCCCACGGGUGAGAGACCCUAUAUGUGCGCCGAGUGUGGGAAAAGCUUCAGUCAGAGCUCAAACCUUAGUAGGCAUCUGAGAAUCCACACUGGAGAGGCACCGUACAGCAGGGCUUCUCAGACUGCGGGGCGGGACCCCUCAGGGGGGCACAAAGUCAUUACACGGGGGUCACGAGCUGUCAGCCUCCACCCCAAACCCCGCUUUGCCACCAGCAUUUAUAAUGGUGUUAAAUAUAUAAACAAGUGUUUUUAAUGUGGGGGGGGAGGUCACACUCAGAGGCUUGCUGUGUGAAAGGGGUCCCCAGUGCAAAAGUCUGCGAACCCCUGCCCUACACCGGCUGGUGUCAACCAGGCGUACACGUCACCCUGGGGAUACGCAGAGGUCUUCCAGGGGACACACCAACUCGUCUCGAUAGUUGCCUAGCUUUACAACAGGCUACAUGAAAAGCGCUCGUGAAAUCAGCACAAACUCACAUUUCCUACGGACGACGCCUUGUUUAUACUGCUCUCUAAGCUGUACAUGGAAAUGCAAGUACAAUAUUUAUAUUCUGAUGGAUUUAUUUUAUAAUGCUACAGUAAAAAUGAGAACAUCAGCACAUUUUUAGCACGUGGGUGGCCGGGACACUUUUGUAUGUGUGGGUCUGGUUUCGUAAGCAGGUCGUUUUUAAGUGAGGUGAAACUUGGGGGGGACGCAAGACACAUCAGACUCCUGAAAGGGGGACAGUCGUCUGCAAAGGUUGAGAGCCGCUGCCCUACUGAGAGCUCUCACCUUAUCACACGUCAGAGACUCCCCGUGCGUGAGAGCCCCAACACGUGCUCUGAGUGCGGGAAAAGCUUUGGGCGAAGCUCGGGCCUUGUCGCAUGGGCGGGGCGUAUCAUAGGCGGGGGCAGGCCGUGCCUCCCCAAAUAAGGCCAGUGUGGCCCCGCCCACGCGCCGCCCAGAAGGCCCCCCUCCUGCUUGCUUUUCCCCCUUGGCCACAGCCCA
This is a messenger RNA of Mauremys mutica (yellowpond turtle), 2781 nucleotides long. RefSeq names its product zinc finger protein OZF-like. Gene Ontology annotation, molecular function: DNA-binding transcription factor activity, RNA polymerase II-specific; RNA polymerase II cis-regulatory region sequence-specific DNA binding. The transcript has 2 exons. Gene Ontology annotation, biological process: regulation of transcription by RNA polymerase II. The record is from RefSeq and is a predicted model, not a curated record. Lineage: Eukaryota; Metazoa; Chordata; Testudines; Geoemydidae. The coding region runs from base 10 to 1734 and encodes 574 amino acids.